Phycodurus eques (leafy seadragon) is the source of this 1457-nucleotide messenger RNA. RefSeq names its product UDP-GlcNAc:betaGal beta-1,3-N-acetylglucosaminyltransferase 5b (gene b3gnt5b). The record is from RefSeq and is a predicted model, not a curated record. The transcript is spliced from 2 exons. Bases 316 to 1446 code for a protein of 376 amino acids. Gene Ontology annotation, biological process: brain development. NCBI's taxonomy places the organism in Eukaryota, Metazoa, Chordata, Actinopteri, Syngnathiformes, Syngnathidae. Gene Ontology annotation, cellular component: membrane.
GACAGCAAGUCAGAACAAACUAGAUGAAGGAAAACUAAAGAGCAAACUUGAACUUGAUGAACUACAGUUGACUUGGUGGAAAAAGGGGGACCGUUAAAGCCACUCUUGGGAUGAAGAUGAAUGACUGGCUGCUAAGUGGCUUGGAGUGCCUGAGUAAUUCUUCUGUAAUGGACAAUGUUUCCCAGCAGACCCAGUGACUCCCAUCACCGCCUAGAAUGGAAGACCCGCUGAGUGCUGCAAUGAGGUGCCACAGUAACACAGCUCCAAGUGUUCGCAACCCACCCCGCCGCUUCACUACCCCAACCAAGUGACAAGAUGCUUUGGAGAUUCAGCCGUUUAUGGAAGAGGCAGUGCGUCCGGCUGAUAACCACCUGCUUGGUGCUUUCGGUGGUCACAGUUUGGUGGGACAACGGCAUGGUGAACCACGUCAAGUCCUACUCAUAUCGCCUCCUGGUGAACCGCUUCAGCUACAUCAACAAGAGCCUCACCAUCACACGAGAGCAGGCCCAGAGCUUCCGGAACUUCCGCAACCUGCUGGAUCACCCGGAUAAAUGUGCUGGCCAAGACGUCCUCCUCCUGCUCUUUGUCAAAACGUCCCCGGUGAACACCGCCAGACGCGAGAACAUCAGAUCCACUUGGGGUAAUGAGACCUUCAUCCUGGACUCACUGGGAGUGACGGUUAAGGUGGUGUUCGCGUUAGGCGCACCCCUCGGACCCAACGGCACGGACGCUAUUGUUCAAAGGCAGCUCUUCCGAGAGGACCGUCGCCACGGCGAUUUGAUCCAGCAGGACUUUUUGGACUCCUUCCACAACUUGACCAAGAAACUGAUCAUGCAGUUUCAUUGGAUGCACAGGUGCUGCGCUCACGCUCGUUUCCUCAUGACGGCGGACGACGACGUCUUCGUUCACAUGCCUAACUUGGUGGCGUACCUGCAGGAUGCCAGACACAAGGGUGUCACCGACUUCUGGGUGGGCCGGGUCCACAGGGGGGCGCCGCCAAACCGCAGUAAGGACAGUAAGUACUACGUACCUCUUGAGAUGUACCAGUGGAUGUCGUACCCGGACUACACGCCCGGGGCGGGCUACGUGGUGUCCGGCGACGUGGCGAGCAAGAUCUACCACGCUACUCUGACACUGAACGCCACGCUUUACAUAGAUGAUGUGUUCAUGGGCAUCUGCGCCAAGGCUGUCGGCGUGUCACCGCAGGAGCAUUUGUAUUUCUCAGGGGAGGGAAAGGCACCUGACCACCUGUGUAUCUAUAACCAGAUGAUUACCUCUCAUGGCCACGUGGAGGACCUCCAAGGCCUAUGGAAGGUGGCGACGCACCCGCAGGUGAAAGAGAGGACGUCUGGACUUCUAGGCAGGCUGUAUUGCACGGCUGUGAAGAUCUCUCUGCUUUGUCGAUACCAUCUCAACGGCUACCCUUGUAUAGCCGCUUUUUAUUGAGGCCGUGAUCA